GCCAAUGACGCGAAUGUACAGGGACGAAGCACUGAUAUAUCACCGUGGAUGUCCAGUAUCUCAUAUGGACGCUGAAGAAAGAUCAAGGUCUUUCCCAGAUCAAUGUGAGACAGGUCUUACAUCAUGCCUGUCGAUAAAUCAUGGCCAGGUUACGCCAAAGGCAAAACACCUGACCUAGGUAUCACUUGGGCAUGGCAGGAUGCAACACCGCCAGAUGAACCAAAUCGCGACCCAGCCGUCGUUUAUAUACCACUUGGCUACGAGAAAAAGACGUUGCCUCGUGGAUGGCAAAAGACACCAGACAACAAACCUCUCGACCUGGACAUCGUAUUCGAAAAGGAUGUCGAGAUCGUCCUCAGAGAUGGCGUCAAGAUCUAUGCUGACAUCUAUCGCCCAGCAGACACAGGCGGCAAGAAAGUCCCCAUCAUCGUUCCUUACUCGCCCUACGGCAAAGGGGGCGGAGGCGCAAAUCUGAUGGAUGUCGUUCCUUAUCGUGUGGGCGUGCCCAAGAGCAGACAGAGCGGACUAGAAAAGUUUGAAGGUCCGGACCCCAACGAGUGGUGUGCGCGCGGUUAUGCGAUUCUCGAUCCCAAUGCACGAGGAUCCUUCGACUCCGAGGGUGAUCUAUACUUCUUUGGGCCCAAGGACGGCGAGGACUGUUACGACAUAAUCGAGUACGGUGCUCAACUCGACUGGUGCAAUGGCGCGGUAGGCAUGGCCGGCAACUCCUGGUUGGGGAUUUCUCAGUACUGGGCGGCCAUGCAACAACCGCCGCACCUCAAGGCAAUUGCUCCUUGGGAAGGAUACAGCGACCUCUAUCGCGACAUGAUGCGAAGAGGUGGUAUCCCAUGGGCGCCUUUCCUGAAGUGGGUGCUUCUAGGUGUUCCCGGCCGUGGAAGACAGGAGGACGUGCCAACGAUGGCCUUCCAGCACGAGUUUUUCGACAAGUAUUGGGAAAACAAGCGUGUCGACUUCUCCAGGAUCAAGGUGCCGUCCUACAUCCUCGGCUCCUAUUCAUCGAUGCUCCACACCGUGGGCGCCGUGCGCGCCUGGCAAGGCAUCGACAGUGAGAACAAAUGGCUCCGCUUCCACCCUCACCAGGAGUGGUAUGAAGACUACUUCCACCGAUCCGUCGAAGAUCUCGACAGGUUCUUUGCCCGAUAUUUGAAGGGAGAGGAAAAUGAUUGGGAAUUGACACCCAAGGUCCGAGUUUCUCUGUACCGCUAUGGAGACCGGUAUCCUGUCUACGAUCAAAUCGAGGCAGACUACCCAAUACCGCGCACCCAGUACACCAAGCUCUUCCUUACUCCGUCCAGAACCCUGGACACGGCUCCUGCUCCGAACGUAUCCGGAGACGAAAUCCACUCUUACGAUUCGACGACCCGCGACAUGCUCACCUACGACUACACAUUCUCCGAGAAGACCACGCUUGCCGGCUUCUCGAAGCUCCGGAUCUUCGUGUCCUGCCUCGAGCACGAUGAUCUGGAUAUCUACGUGAUGCUGCGAAAGCUCUCCGUCGAAAGCGAGCUGAUGGAACAAUCCAAUGUUCCGCUUCACGAGCUGCCAGCCGAGGUCAAGUCGGUCAAGGACGUCAAGAACGUCAAUCCAGUCAAAUACCAUGGUCCAGCCGGUAUCUUGCGCGCGUCACAUCGUGAGAUUGACCCGGAAAAGUCCACUGAGUACUGGCCAUACCAUCCGCACCUGAAGACAGAUUUUGUCCGUCCGCCCGGCAAGGUGGUCGAGAUGAACAUCGGGAUAUGGCCCAUGGGCGUGGUCUACGAAAAGGGCGAAGGAUUGAGAUUGCAGGUUUCCGGCAAGACCAUGGCGCUGCCGGAGUGGGACAAUCCACAUGUCAAGCAUCAAGAGCCCGUCUUCAAUAAAGGCAUGCAUCGCUUGCAUCUGGGAGGCGAGUUCGCUGGAGAGAGCUAUCUACUGGUGCCGAAGCUGUGAAAACGACGAAGGUAUCGAGUUAACUUAGUUAGAGAAAAGUGACUGGUUCCGGUCAG
Molecule: messenger RNA, 2006 nt
Organism: Exophiala xenobiotica
Lineage: Eukaryota; Fungi; Ascomycota; Eurotiomycetes; Chaetothyriales; Herpotrichiellaceae
Exons: 1
Coding region: 124-1950 (608 amino acids)
Molecular function (GO): dipeptidyl-peptidase activity
Source: RefSeq, a predicted model, not a curated record